AUGCAGCUUCGGUCUGCUCAUGCUUGUGGUAGUCGUCUCUACAGCCGCCCACUGUAUAAAAAGGGUGGGAGCUUCGGUGUGCUCAUGCUUGUGGUCCUCACCGGGCGAAUCCCAUCCGGCACAGGAGAUGGGGAGAACGUCCACAUUCUGACAUGGGUAAGCUCAAUCGACCAGUGUCAUGCGCACGCCAUGACAUGGGUAAGCUCAAUCGACCAGUGUCAUGCGCACGCCAUGACAUGGGUAAGCUCAAUCGACCAGUGUCAUGCGCACGCCAUGACAUGGGUAAGCUCAAUCGACCAGUGUCAUGCGCACGCCAUGACAUGGGUAAGCUCAAUCGACCAGUGUCAUGCGCACGCCAUGACAUGGGUAAGCUCAAUCGACCAGUGUCAUGCGCACGCCAUGAUAUGGGUAAGCUCAAUCGACCAGUGUCAUGCGCACGCCAUGACAUGGGUAAGCUCAAUCGACCAGUGUCAUGCGCACGCCAUGACAUGGGUAAGCUCAAUCGACCAGUGGCAUGCGCACGCCAUGACAUGGGUGAGCUCAAUCGACCAGUGGCAUGCGCACGCCAUGACAUGGGCGGAGGAUCAACUCUCCUCCAACAAACCAGCCUCCCUCAAGGACCCGGGCAUGGAUGCCCCGGAUGAUGCUGUGCUGCGCCUGGCCCAGCUGGCCCUCUCCUGCACCGUGGAGCGCACUGCAAGCCGGCCCAAGAUGACAGGCGUUGCCAACGAGCUGCAGAAGAUCAGGAAUGAGGUGGUGGGCACGGAGGAGCUGAGUGCAGCAAUCAAGGUGGACGAGCAAGCCCAGGAGAUGAAGGGCUCGUCUACUGCAGAUGCUAAUCUACAGUGCGUUGACAACCUCCUCGAAUGA
Closterium sp. Yama58-4 is the source of this 870-nucleotide messenger RNA. The record is from the annotation of a GenBank genome assembly. NCBI's taxonomy places the organism in Eukaryota, Viridiplantae, Streptophyta, Zygnematophyceae, Desmidiales, Closteriaceae.